AUGGAAAAGGUAAUCCACUACUUCUACUCAGAUUUCUUCGACAGCAACGUCCACUUGCCUCCUCGUCAUCUGAGGGAAGAUGGACAUGUCAUUCCAAAGGUCCUCCCUUCCGAAUUCCGACAUGCCGUCAUAUCAGCGAAGAAUCGUACUUCAGACGAUCUCGACAGGAUCAAGCAUGAACAUCUAAAGUAUCUACCGCCAGUCCUCAUCAACACACUAGCUAGGCUCUUCACUCAUUAUCUGUCGGAAUGCAAGGUUCCUAAGCAAUGGAAAACUAGGACCGUGAUGUUGUAUAAGAAGUGA
Molecule: messenger RNA, 303 nt
Organism: Necator americanus (New World hookworm)
Lineage: Eukaryota; Metazoa; Nematoda; Chromadorea; Rhabditida; Ancylostomatidae
Exons: 1
Coding region: 1-303 (100 amino acids)
Source: RefSeq, a predicted model, not a curated record